This is a messenger RNA of Phragmites australis (common reed), 1866 nucleotides long. RefSeq names its product 3-oxoacyl-[acyl-carrier-protein] synthase I, chloroplastic. Bases 220 to 1602 code for a protein of 460 amino acids. Gene Ontology annotation, molecular function: 3-oxoacyl-[acyl-carrier-protein] synthase activity. Gene Ontology annotation, biological process: fatty acid biosynthetic process. The transcript is spliced from 7 exons. NCBI's taxonomy places the organism in Eukaryota, Viridiplantae, Streptophyta, Magnoliopsida, Poales, Poaceae. The record is from RefSeq and is a predicted model, not a curated record.
CUAGCAAGAAAGCGACACGCAUCUGCCUAUCCACAAAGUCUCUCUCCCUCCAAAACCCAUCCAUCCUCCGCUAGCUGUGCGGCGCGGGCACCGCCACUCUCGCCGCGCGGCGCCUCCCCUGGCCUCCUCCUCCGCCGCCGCUUCUAUUUAACUGCCCACCUCCCUCUGCCGCCUUACUCUUCCAUCCACCUGUCGCGACUCCGACUCCACCAUCACACAAUGCAAGCGCCCGCCCACGCCCUCGGGCUCCGCCUCCCGCCUCCCCCCUCCCCACGCCGCCGCCACCGCGCUCGCCCGCGCCCCGCCGUCCGUGCCGCGACGUCGGCGGCGCCGCGGCGGGAGACGGACCCCCGGAGGCGGGUGGUGAUCACGGGGAUGGGGCUGGUGUCCGUGUUCGGGAGCGACGUGGGCGCCUUCUACGAGCGCCUCCUGUCGGGGGACAGCGGGGUGGGCCCCAUCGACCGCUUCGACGCCGCCAGCUUCCCCACCAGGUUCGCGGCCCAGAUCAGGGGGUUCUCGUCGGAGGGCUACAUCGACGGCAAGAACGACCGCAGGCUCGACGACUGCCUCCGCUACUGCAUCGUCAGCGGCAAGAAGGCGCUCGAGAGUGCGGGGCUCGACAAGGGCUCCGACGCGCACGCCAAGCUUGACAAAGUGCGCGCUGGAGUUCUCGUGGGAACUGGCAUGGGUGGCCUUACAGUGUUUUCCGAUGGCGUUCAGAAUCUCAUUGAGAAGGGACACAGAAAAAUUUCCCCUUUCUUUAUUCCGUACGCUAUAACUAACAUGGGCUCAGCGUUGCUUGCGAUGGAUGUUGGUUUCAUGGGUCCGAACUACUCAAUUUCAACUGCAUGCGCAACCUCCAACUAUUGCUUUUAUGCUGCUGCCAACCAUAUACGUCGUGGUGAGGCUGAUAUUAUUGUUGCUGGUGGUACUGAAGCUGCAAUUAUCCCCAUUGGUCUCGGAGGUUUUGUGGCCUGUAGAGCUCUAUCACAGAGGAAUGAUGACCCAACAACCGCAUCUAGGCCAUGGGACAAAGAGAGAGAUGGCUUUGUCAUGGGUGAAGGUGCUGGUGUACUGGUUAUGGAGAGCCUGGAGCAUGCAAUGAAGCGUGAUGCACCAAUAAUUGCAGAAUAUUUGGGAGGGGCGGUGAACUGCGAUGCUUACCAUAUGACUGAUCCUAGAUCAGAUGGACUGGGUGUAUCAUCCUGUAUCACUAAGAGCCUCGAAGAUGCAGGUGUUGCACCUGAGGAGGUGAACUACAUUAAUGCGCACGCAACUUCCACACUUGCUGGUGACUUGGCUGAAGUAAGAGCCAUUAAACAAGUCUUCAAUAAUACAUCUGAGAUUAAAAUUAAUUCAACAAAGUCUAUGGUAGGCCAUUGCCUAGGUGCAGCUGGUGGAUUAGAAGCUAUUGCCACAGUAAAAGCCAUAACUACUGGAUGGGUGCAUCCUACCAUUAAUCAGUUUAACCCAGAGCCUGAAGUUGAAUUCGAUACAGUAGCCAAUGAAAAGAAGCAGCAUGAAGUGAAUGUUGCCAUCUCUAAUUCCUUUGGAUUCGGGGGACACAAUUCGGUGGUGGUAUUUGCACCAUUCAAGCCAUGAUUUGUCCUUGCUACAGAUGUAUACAGCCUGCAACACCUUCUCACGACUGGUAAUUUAGCAGGAGUUUGUUAGAUGUAGCCUAUGUUUUUCCUUUUCUGAUUUCCGGCUUCAAAGGAACAAGUUUUGAUUGAUCGAGUGAUGCUGCGACAACCGGAUGCGGUUGUUUAGAUGCCAAUUCGUUUGGGUGCCCCUCAUGUAUGUCAUAUAUUGUACGAAAUAUGGAAGGAUGUAAAACAAACUAUAAUUCAGACAUCCAGUUUACUA